Messenger RNA from Strongylocentrotus purpuratus (purple sea urchin), 1720 nucleotides. RefSeq lists its product as uncharacterized. The record is from RefSeq and is a predicted model, not a curated record. Lineage: Eukaryota; Metazoa; Echinodermata; Echinoidea; Camarodonta; Strongylocentrotidae. The coding region runs from base 1 to 1515 and encodes 504 amino acids. The transcript has 10 exons.
AUGGAUGCCAUGCUGAGCACGCCUGUGCAAGUGGAAGACACAGAUUCAGAUGAUUUUGAAGAGGAUCUUCUCGUUUAUGAGCUGAGGAAUGGCCUUCAGCGUGAAGAACGACAUUUUAUAGCUCAGGCAAGGAGAUAUUACAGCCUCACUCAGAUUGAGCAAGAUAAAUUCGAGGCUUUGGGGGAGGAUAUAUCUGGAAUUGGAUUUAGAGUGUUUUUGGAAGAACUCAUCUACUUCUUUAGUUUACCACGCUGUCGGGCUCGACGUCGUUUCGAGGAAGAGACUAAACUUCUUGUGAAAGAAGCGUGCACGAUCAUGGCGUAUCCCGUCAUAUCAUACAUGAACAUGAUGAACAAUUCUCAGAAUAGCGACCUGCAGGUACAUAAAGCAGUGCUUGAAUUGCUUAUUGCAGGAUACCUUGAUCGUAUGACAGUACCGAAAUUUCGACGCAAGCUUCGGCAAAUCCAUUCUGAAGCAGUUAAACAAGCAGUUGAAGAAGCAUAUGAGGAAGAAGCAGAUGAGGAAGAAGCAUAUGAGGAAGAAGCAGAUGAGGAAGAAGCAGAUGAGGAAGAAGCAGAUGAGGAAGAAGCAUAUGAGGAAGAAGCAUAUGAGGAAGAAGCAGAUGAGGAAGAAGCAUAUGAGGAAGAAGCAGAUGAGGAAGAAGCAGAUGAGGAAGAAGCAGUUGAAGAAGAAGCAGAUCCGGUUAUCGAGCAAGGAGAGGCUAACCGUGGUCCACAGCCUGACAGCCAAGCUCCAGUUUCAGAGCAUGGAUCAGUGGAUGACAGUGUGCCUCAGCCAGAACCUGGAGAUGCCAGUGACAGCCAGGGUCAACAAGAUGUAAAUAGCAAGCAAGAACAGGCUCCACAACAAGUGCUAAAGUUGCGUGAUGGAGGACAAGUACUGGGACUGGCUUCCAGUUCCUUAGGACCCAGUACUAACCUUGGUCUACAGCCAGACCAGCCAGCUGUUGACAAGGGUCUAUCAGUUGCAGGAGCCACCUAUGGGGCAGAUGUGAAUAGCAAGCAAGAAGAGGCUUCGCAAGAAGUGAAAGGAUCGAAGAAGAACAACAACAAGAAGAAGAACAAGAAGAAGAACAAGAAGAAGAACAAGAAGAAGAACAAGAACAAGGAGAUGUGUGAUGGAGGACAAGUGCCGGGACAGGCUUCCAGUUCCUUAGAACCCUGUAGUAACCUUGGUCCACAGCCGAACCCUCUGGCUGAGCCAAGAUCUGGAGCAGUUGCAUCAACCACCCAUGGGACACUCCUGGCAGGUGAAUCAGGAGCAGAACAGUGCAGUGACCGCUCACCAAAAAGGAGCAAGGCAGUGGUCAAGGAGAAACCAUUCCCUCCAGGCUCCAAGCAAAGGUUGCCUCUGCCCGAAAAGUCUUAUCAGGACUACUGCAAAUUGACCGAGAUCGCAUGGAAGAAGCGUAAGCACGGCAGGGCGCUUGGUAUGGCACAGCUGGCUAUCAAACGCCACAGUAAGUUAACAAAAAGUGAUGCACCUGUGUAUUAAAGAUCUGAUGUUCAUUGUAUCAAAUGUAUGUUUCAUUUUCAUUCUUUUUGCUACCCUUCUGUCUCUUACUCUUUCUAUCUCUCUAUUUCUCAUAAUCUCCAUCGUCAUCACAUGGUAUCUUUCUCUGUGUUUCUUUCUGUAUCUCUCUCAUUUUGCAACCUCAGUCCUAUCUCCAUGGUCCUCUCUUUCUCUUCCAUUAUUCCUA